This is a messenger RNA of Emericellopsis cladophorae, 1662 nucleotides long. RefSeq names its product d-3-phosphoglycerate dehydrogenase. Gene Ontology annotation, biological process: L-serine biosynthetic process. The record is from RefSeq and is a predicted model, not a curated record. The coding region runs from base 1 to 1662 and encodes 553 amino acids. The transcript has a single exon. Gene Ontology annotation, molecular function: NAD binding; phosphoglycerate dehydrogenase activity. Lineage: Eukaryota; Fungi; Ascomycota; Sordariomycetes; Hypocreales; Bionectriaceae.
AUGCUCAGGAUGUCGCGUCCAACCAUUCUAGUACCGGAGAAACUAUCCCAAGAAGGUCUCGCCUUACUGUCACCACACUUUGACAUCACCGUCACAAGCCUCACCCCCGAGGAACUCAUCGCCCAGAUCCCCUCCUACCAUGCCCUCAUCAUCCGCUCAGAGACAAAAGUGACGGCCGAGGUAUUGCUCGCAGCAAAGAACCUCAAGGUCGUCGCGCGAGCCGGCGUUGGCGUCGACAAUAUCGACGUACCCGCCGCGACCUCGCGCGGUGUCAUCGUAGUCAACUCACCCAGCGGCAACAUUGCCGCCGCUGCCGAACACACCAUCGCCCUGCUUCUCGCUACGGCACGUAACAUUGGUCAAGCAGAUGGUGGCUCGAAAUUGGGCAAGUGGGAGAGAAGCAAACUCGUCGGCAUAGAGGUGGGCCGCAAGACCCUUGGCAUCAUCGGCUUGGGCAAAGUCGGCAUUCGCGUCGCCCGUAUGGCCAAGGGGCUGGGCAUGAAGGUGGUCGCGGUCGAUCCGUUUGCGAGCCCGGAUAUGGCGAAGCAAGAAGGCGUCGCGCUGGCGGCUGACCUGGACGCGAUGCUGCCCGUCGUGGACUUUUUGACGAUACACACACCUCUCCUUGCGACGACGAUGGAUCUCAUCGGAGAGAAGGAGUUGAGAAGAAUGAAGCCCUCGGCGCGAGUCCUCAACGUCGCGAGGGGCGGAGUAUACAAUGAGGAAGCUUUGCUGAACGCGCUGGAGCAGGGUUGGAUCGGGGGCGCUGGGCUGGACGUGUUCACGUCCGAGCCGCCCAAGCAGCAUUCCGCGGCUGCGAGGCUGACGAGCCACCCCAAAGUCGUGGCCACGCCUCAUCUCGGCGCUUCCACCGUCGAGGCGCAGGAGAAUGUCUCGCUGGACGUAUGCAACCAGGUCCUCGCCAUCUUACAGGGGGGACUGCCCACGAGUGCCGUCAACGCGCCCAUUAUCCUCCCCGAGGAGUACGGCAAGCUGCAGCCUGCCGUGCAGUUGGUCGAGAAGAUGGGCAAGCUGUAUACGCAACACUUUGUCGGCUUGCGGGGUGGCAUGCUCGGUGGACGGAAAUUUGAGCUCACCUACCACGGCGACCUGGCUGGCAUGCCCAACACGAAGCCCCUUUACGCGGCGCUCGUCAAGGGGCUCGUUGCGGAUAUUAGUGAUUCACACAUUAACAUUGUCAAUGCCACCCUCGUCGCCAAGGAAAAGGGCCUUGUUAUCAACGAGACGUUUAACAACGACACCAAGGACCUGCUGUACGCGAAUCUGGUCACGCUUCGAGCAUAUGACUCGAGCCAUUGUUCGAGCGAGCAGAUCAUUGAGGGGUUCACAUCGGACCAGAGAGGCUACAUCUCCAAGCUCGACCGCUUCAGCGCCAGUUUCUCGCCCGAGGGCACCCUCAUUGUCCUUCACAACUACGACCAGCCCGGUAAGAUUGGAGGCGUGGGGACGGUGUUGGGUAGUCAUGGGGUGAACAUUCGGUUCAUGCAGGUCGCCAGCCUGGAUGCCACCAUGGAGAUGCAAAAUGGCAAGGGAAAUGAGGCGCUGAUGAUCCUUGGUGUGGAUGGCCAGAUGAGCGCCGAGGUCAUUGAUGAUCUGCGAAAGUCAGAAGGCGUGCUGAACGUGAGCUUGGUGGUCUUGUAG